AUGUCUGACUCAGACCAUAUUCUCUUACUUUUAUCAUCAAUUUUAGCUCUUCUUAUUAUCUUCAUUCUAAUCAAUAGAAAGAAAACCAGAUUUAAUCUUCCACCGGGCAACAUGGGGUGGCCUUUUAUUGGAGAAACCAUUGGUUAUUUGAAGCCUUACUCUGCUAUAUCAGUAGGUGAAUUCAUGGAACAUCACAUAGCAAGGUAUGGAAAAAUCUACAAGUCAAGUUUGUUUGGCGAGCCGACGAUAGUCUCUGCAGAUGCCGGGCUGAAUAGAUUCAUAUUUCAAAACGAAGGGAAAUUGUUUGAAUGCAGCUAUCCAAGAAGCAUAGGUGGAAUUCUCGGAAAAUGGUCUAUGUUGGUUCUCGUUGGAGACAUGCAUAGAGACAUGAGAAUUAUAUCUCUCAACUUCUUGAGCCACGCCAGGUUAAGGACUCAUCUAUUGAGAGAAGUGGAGAACCAUACCUUUCUUGUUUUGAAUGCAUGGAAGGAUAAUUCUGUACUUUCUGCUCAAGAUGAAGCCAAGAAGUUCACUUUCAAUUUGAUGGCGAAACAUAUUAUGAGCAUGGACCCUGGCAAACCUGAGACUGAGCGGUUAAAAAGAGAAUAUGUUACUUUCAUGAAAGGAGUUGUAUCGGCACCUUUAAAUUUGCCUGGAUGUGCAUACAGAAAGGCCUUACAGUCUCGAUCAACCAUCCUGAAAUUUAUUGAGGAAAAAAUGAAAGAGAGAAUCCAAAAAAUGGAGGAUGGACAAGACGACAUGGAGCAAGAUGAUCUUCUAGGGUGGGUUUUGAAGCAUUCGAAUCUUUCAACAGAGCAAAUUCUUGACUUGGUACUAAGUUUGCUCUUUGCCGGCCAUGAAACUUCAUCAGUUGCAAUAACUUUAUCUAUCUACUUCUUGCAAGGUUCCCCUGCAGCUGUUAAACAGUUACAGGAAGAACACCUUGAGAUUGCCAGAGCCAAGAAGCAAUCAGGAGAGAAGGAGUUGAACUGGGAAGACUACAAGAAAAUGGAAUUCACCCAAUGUGUUGUGAGUGAGACACUUAGACUUGGAAAUGUUGUAAGAUUUCUCCACAGAAAGGCUCUGAAAGACGUACGGUACAAAGGUUAUGACAUUCCGAGUGGGUGGAAAGUACUUCCAGUAUUAGCAGCAGUGCACUUGGAUUCUUCUCAUUUUGACCACCCCCAACACUUCAAUCCAUGGAGAUGGCAGCAGCAGGUUAGUCAGUUUUUAACUCCCUGCAAUUGGAUUUAUUAGAACGUGUAAAAAAUGCCUCUUUCACGCAAUAAAGCACGUUAUAAAAAUCUUAUUGAUAUGGUUUUUUUAAAAGUUUGUAAUAGUUGGAAAACUUAUAAACAAAUAUCCAUGAAAUUUAUAUUAUACGAACUUAAAAAAAGAAACAUAUCAUAGUAGCAAUAAUAAUCAUAAGAUCCUUUCUUCAGUUUAUACUUUACGUUUAAUUAUUUAUUUCAAUUCAUUAUAUAGUUGUCAAAAAAAUGAUCAUAACAGUAGAUAACUGUCCCUACCUUAAGUCGAUUCAUAUUGAAUUUUAUAG
Messenger RNA from Pistacia vera, 1555 nucleotides. Its product is annotated as cytochrome P450 90B1-like. The transcript is spliced from 8 exons. The record is from RefSeq and is a predicted model, not a curated record. Gene Ontology annotation, molecular function: monooxygenase activity; heme binding; oxidoreductase activity, acting on paired donors, with incorporation or reduction of molecular oxygen. Gene Ontology annotation, biological process: sterol metabolic process. Lineage: Eukaryota; Viridiplantae; Streptophyta; Magnoliopsida; Sapindales; Anacardiaceae. The coding region runs from base 1 to 1257 and encodes 418 amino acids.